CUAAAGGAGUCAAGCUGAGAACAUCAGACAUCACACCGACAGAAGACAAGAUGUUUACACAAAGACAGACGUACCUGGAGAAGGCCCUCCUCUCGGCAGUGGCGGUGGUGCUUCUCCUGACCACAGCAGGACAAUGUGCUAUGCUGACUGAUGACCUGCAGACCACAACGACUCCUGCUCUAUCAAACUCAACUCUGACCACACAGAUCGACAACAGCAGUAUGGAGGGACCUCGGGUCCUGCGCUCACACAGAUCCUGUUCAAGUGAACAUGCAAAUUACUGUCAUAACGGUGGAGAGUGCAUGUUCCCCCAGGACAGUGUCGAACCUUCCUGCAUUUGCACUCCUGCGUACAACGGGCCUCGCUGCAUGUACAUCAUUGGCCACAGUCAAUCGGCGCCUGAGUUAGAGAAGAUGAUUGCCCUCAUUUUUGGGGUACUCAUGUUCAUCUUAGUGCUGGCCAUCAUCAUAUAUGUCCUUGCCUACAAGAAGUGUAUGAAAUCAGCGCAACUAAUCAAGUCUGCACCAUCUGAGUCUUCAGUGUGACCCCAUGCAACUCAAUGUCCAUCAUCACUACCUUUUCCAGUAUUAUGAUUCAAUACAAAAACAUAUACCAUAACAUGAUGUCAUCACACUGAAUAAUCCACGGCAUUGACAAUGAUUUACAGAGAAAUUAAGAGAGGAGAGUGUGUCAGAACAGGGUCAGAUAUUUUUCAUCAUAUUGUCCUUUAAAAAAGAGACCAAUGCCAAUAUGAAUAUUUAUUGUAAUUAACUUAUUUUAAGUGCUCCAUUUAUUUAAAUUGUUGUAAUAAAUUUAUGAAAACUGUU
Molecule: messenger RNA, 827 nt
Organism: Larimichthys crocea (large yellow croaker)
Lineage: Eukaryota; Metazoa; Chordata; Actinopteri; Sciaenidae
Product: epigen
Exons: 5
Coding region: 51-545 (164 amino acids)
Biological process (GO): positive regulation of mitotic nuclear division; positive regulation of cell population proliferation; epidermal growth factor receptor signaling pathway
Molecular function (GO): growth factor activity; epidermal growth factor receptor binding
Source: RefSeq, a predicted model, not a curated record